This is a messenger RNA of Etheostoma cragini (Arkansas darter), 1072 nucleotides long. RefSeq lists its product as uncharacterized. The record is from RefSeq and is a predicted model, not a curated record. Bases 10 to 918 code for a protein of 302 amino acids. Gene Ontology annotation, biological process: response to bacterium. The transcript is spliced from 6 exons. NCBI's taxonomy places the organism in Eukaryota, Metazoa, Chordata, Actinopteri, Perciformes, Percidae.
UUCAACACGAUGACAUCGCCAGUGUUUGCCCUCUUUCUCACAUGCUUGUUCUUGGGGAAAAUGGAUCAGACGACAGGUCUGGAAUCCUCCCCAACUGUUCGUCAAGAGACACGAUUUGUAUCAGUUAAAACUGGAGAAAAAUUGACUUUACAAUGUUCCUAUAAAGGUGAAGGUGUUUCUGCACGGCUUUACUGGUUUAAGCAAACUCUGGGACAGAAACCAAGGCUCAUCUCUACUUUCUUUACAUAUAAUGUAAAUGGGACUUUUCACAAUGAAUUCAAGAACAAUCCACGCUUCGCACUGGAUAUGGAAAAUGGAAACAAUCACUUGAGGAUCAAAGAUUUACGCCUUUCAGACUCUGCUAAUUACUACUGCAUAAAUUUUCUAUACACAAUAGAUUUUUUAGAAAGCAUUUUUGUAAGUGUAGAAGGUUCAGGUUUGAAGGUCCCAGCUACGGUCCACCAGUUAGCGUCUGAGAGCAUCCAGCCAGGAGGCUCUGUGACUCUCAACUGUACAGUACACACUGGGACCUUGAAGAGUCUGAAUCUUUCUCAUGCUGGGACUUACUACUGUGCUGUUGCCUCAUGUGGACACAUUCUGUUUGGAGAUGGGACCCAGCUGGAGUUAGAAGAUGAGGUGGACUCUGUCUUGGUGUAUUUCUUGAGUGGAACUACGACAUUCACCACCAUCCUGAGUGUUUUACUGGCUCUCACAGUGUGCAUGAUUAAUAAGGGCAACAACUGCCAAUGUAAUGAGUCUCAAGCCAGAUGUCCAGCUCCCCCCACAGUGAAAGCAAAGGGUUACCAACACGCUGAAAACCUUUAUUAUGCUGCUUCAAGUGCCGACCUGUCCAACAGAUCAAGAGGACAGAGGGAUCCCACCUGGAGUGAAUGUGUGUACUACAGCGUAAAGCAGUAGAACUGGACUUAUUAUAUUUGUACUUUGGAGUAAGACAGGAUUUUCUUAGUGCCUCUCUGGAGGUGUAAUAAAGAUGUAUAUCCAGGUUUGAAAUAAUUUUGCUUUCAUAAGUUCUUCGUGGUCUGCAGACAAAAUUAAAUCACUCUGUUCUUUA